Messenger RNA from Lucilia sericata (common green bottle fly), 3002 nucleotides. It is a transcript of the gene Pgant7, whose product is annotated as N-acetylgalactosaminyltransferase 7. The record is from RefSeq and is a predicted model, not a curated record. NCBI's taxonomy places the organism in Eukaryota, Metazoa, Arthropoda, Insecta, Diptera, Calliphoridae. The coding region runs from base 308 to 2083 and encodes 591 amino acids. The transcript has 4 exons. Gene Ontology annotation, cellular component: Golgi apparatus.
GUUUACGAUGAUGUGAUUUUCUUUUCAUGACAUUUUAAACAAACUUUAUUUUUUUAUUUUUUGCGGCAUUUAUUUGUUGUUCAUUCAUUCAUCUAGUAUUGUUGGAUCGUCUAUUUACAAGCUGGCUUAGAAAAGCGGCUAUAAUAACGUUGUUUGGUUACAGGCAGGCUGGCAUAAAGACACGUCGACAAGAUUCUGUAUGAAAGUAAAUGACACUUUCUUUGUCGUGGUUAAAUCUUCGAUAGAAGUGAGUUAAAAAUAUUAAUUUACAACCAAUUUCCUGAGGAAAGUUAGAGUGCUGUGAAAAAUGCGUAUCAGCAAUAUACGCAGCGGACGCAUGUGCCGUUUGGCCCUUGUGUGUAUGGUCAUUUUGCCACUGCUGUAUUUAUUAACCACUUGGAGCGAUAGCCACAAGCGUGUGCAAGAAGCAUAUCAAGCCAAGUUCGGCUCUGGCCGUCGCAGUUAUCAGCGUCUUGAGGGUAGACCCAAAGAAGUACCCGUUUUAGUAGAAGGUUUAGGCAACUUUGAGCCCCAACAUUUAGAAGAUCGUGUGGGGCCGGGUGAAAAUGGCGAAGCUCAUCAUUUGCCGGCCCACAAGAAAAAUGAAGCUGAUGAAUCAGAAAUGGAAUAUGGCAUGAAUAUAGCCUGUUCCGAUGAAAUCUCUAUGCAUCGCAGUGUGCGUGAUACACGUCUAGAGGAGUGUAGACAUUGGAAUUAUCCCUAUGAUUUACCCAAGACUAGUGUUAUUAUUGUUUUUCAUAAUGAAGGAUUUUCUGUGCUAAUGCGUACCGUCCAUUCUGUGAUAGAUCGUUCUCCCAAGCAUGUUUUGCAUGAAAUUGUUCUGGUGGAUGAUUACUCGGACAAAAAGAAUCUUAAGGAAAAAUUGGAUGAAUAUAUUGAACAGUUUAAUGGUUUGGUAAAAUUGGUGCGAAACAAAGAGAGAGAAGGUUUGAUACGUACCAGAUCUAGAGGUGCUUCGGUGGCAACAGGUGAAGUUAUAGUCUUCUUAGAUGCCCAUUGCGAAGUUAACAUUAACUGGUUGCCACCACUAUUGGCUCCCAUCUAUCGCGAUCGUACCGUAAUGACAGUGCCCAUUAUUGAUGGUAUUGAUUAUAAAACCUUUGAAUAUCGCUCUGUAUAUGGUAGUGAAAAUCAUUUCCGCGGUAUUUUCGAAUGGGGCAUGCUGUACAAAGAGAAUGAGGUGCCAAAGCGUGAGCAACGUCGUAGACAACACAAUUCUGAACCCUAUCGCAGUCCCACUCAUGCUGGUGGGCUGUUUGCCAUCAAUCGUGAAUACUUCUUAGAAUUGGGAGCUUACGAUCCUGGUCUUCUGGUAUGGGGUGGUGAGAAUUUCGAAUUAAGUUUCAAAAUUUGGCAGUGUGGUGGCAGUAUUGAAUGGGUGCCUUGUUCACAUGUGGGUCAUGUAUAUCGUGGCUUUAUGCCUUACAAUUUCGGCAAAUUGGCACAGAAAAAGAAGGGUCCCUUAAUAACCAUUAAUUAUAAACGUGUCAUUGAGACUUGGUUUGAUGAAACACACAAGGAGUAUUUCUAUACCAGAGAGCCGCUGGCUAGAUUCUUGGAUAUGGGUGAUAUUUCGGAACAGUUGGCCUUGAAGAAACGUUUGAAUUGUAAAUCAUUCCAAUGGUAUAUGGAUAAUAUAGCUUACGAUGUUUAUGACAAGUUCCCCGCUCUACCAGCCAAUUUACACUGGGGUGAAUUGCGUUCGGUAGCCUCCGAUAAUUGUCUCGAUUCGAUGGGCAAUCAACCCCCAGCAAUUAUGGGCUUGUCUCAUUGCCAUGGUGGUGGUAAUAAUCAACUAAUAAGACUUAAUGCUGCUGGACAAUUGGGCGUAGGUGAACGUUGUGUAGAAGCCGAUCGUCAAGGUAUAAAAUUGGCUGUCUGCCGUUUGGGUACCGUAGAUGGACCCUGGAGUUAUAAUGAACAGACAAAACAUUUGCUGCAUCGUGCCCAUAAGAAAUGUAUGGCCUUACAUCCCACCACUCAACAGCUAUUUUUGGCCCACUGUGAUGUUAAUGAUGGCUAUCAACAGUGGUAUUUUAAGCCCAUUAAACCCAGAUAUUAGACAAUCAAAAUAUUGAGAAAUGUAAACACUAACUAAAUGAACGAACGAAUGUAUGUAUGAGUGAAUGAUGGAAUGCAACAUUAAGGAGACCUAUAACAAAAAAGACACAAAAAUUUAUAAGCAAUAUAUUUAUUAGAAAAUUAAAAAGAAGAGGAAAAAUUAUAUAAAACUAAGUUAGAAGGAAACUAACGCUACUUAAUGUGGUAUGAGAAUGUAGAGAACAAAGUGGGUUUCAAAAAUCAAUCUAUAGUUUUUUAAAAACAAGUAUAGAUGUUAACAAAAAGGAAAUAGAGAUAUGAGGGAAUGUAUGAAAAAUUUUCUUAUUGAAAAUUUUUUCAAACAUUGGGUAGACAACAAAUCAAAAACUAUUUAAAAUAUUGAAUACAAUUUUUAGUUAAUAACAUUUUUUUAAAUAACAUUUUAAGGUGUUUUUUUAUUUUUCAUUUUUAAAUUUUAUUAAAAAAAAAAAAAAAAACAAUUAUUCGUCAACAUUGCCAACUUCUUUUUAAGAAAUGUUAUAUUUAUUUAAUUAUUUAAAAUAUUUUUUAUAACAAUUAUACUUGUAAAAAGUAUACAUAUGAAGAAUUCUUUGAUUAUAUAGCUUCCAUUUUUUUUGCUUUAUUUUUCUUGAUAUUAUUUCGUUUUAUCAAUUUUUAAUUUGUGAUAAAUCUUGCAAAACAUUUAACUAUUCUUAUUUACUUUACAAUACUAUAACUAACUUUACAAGUAAUCUCUUCUAUUAUUUUAGUAUUAAGUAUUUACUUAAUUAUUUUUACUUUUUAGGGUUUUUUUGAAAUCAUGAAAAUAAUGACUUUUUGAAAAAAAGCAACUAAACAUUUAUAAAUGCUACUAUUACAAGUCUGAAAAUGAAAAAAAAGUUAAACAAAAAACUAUUUAACAUGAAAAUAUUAAAUAAAUA